AUGAAUAGCUUAAAUAAAGGGUUUUAUAUCGCGAUAGGCGACGUAAAAGCCCGUCUCUCCCCAUCGUCCCGACAGCCCAACGCCCUGCGGGCCAUCACGCCGGCGGCGGUGGAGGUGCUGCUGGGGGUGCUGCAGCGGGGAGGGGCGCCGGGGGCGGCCGGUGGCCUCAUCACUCUCCGCGUCCUCAUGCUGGAUGCCAUCCCGGCCAUGCUGAGCUGCGAGGACCGGCCGGUCCUACAAGCCGUCUUUCUCAGCAACAACUGCUUCGAGCACAUCAUCCGCCUCCUCCAAAACAGCAAGGUCUUCGACGGCAGCUCCGACGCCAUCGCAGUCCACGCUAUCGGGGUGCUCACCGCCAUCAUGAGCAACUCGCCCUCGGCCAAGGAGGUGUUCAAGGAGCGCAUUGGCUAUGCCCACCUCUACGAAGUCUUGAGGAGCCAGGGCCAGCCCACCCAACGUCUGCUCCAGGAGCUCCUCAACAUGUCCCUGGAGGGUCACCUUGGCUCCGUGGCCAUCUUCUGCGAGGCUCUGCAGCAAACCCAGGUCAAGGCGCUCUUCUGCGCGGGGCCAAACGUCACAUCACCGUUUACACUGGAAGGUGACUUGGUGGAGCUCAGCAGCAAGCUCUUGCUGUACUACACCCCACAGGCCUGCAGGAACAACAUCUGCCUGGACCUCUCUCCCAGCCACGGCUUGGACGGGAGGCUAACGGGGCACAAGGUGGUCAACUGGGACAUCAAGGACGUGGUCAACUGCGUGGGUGGGAUGGGUGUGCUGCUGCCCCUGCUCGAGCAAGUGGUGUCCAAGAAGGAGGAGCCCGAGGAUGAGCAGGAGACCAAUGACCUGGUGGGGCCAGAGCUGACGUCCUCCAGGAACGCCCAGGGCAUGCUCAUCCCACUGGGCAAGUCCUCAGAGAGCAGGCUGGAGAGGAACAGCGUGGCCGCCUUCCUGCUGCUGGUGAAGAACUUCAUCCAGAACCACCCGGUGAACCAGGAGAGCCUGGUGCAGUGCCACGGGCCGGCCAUCAUCGGGGCGCUGCUGCAGAAGGUCUCCGGUCCGCUGCUGGACAUGAGCACAUUGAUGGCCUCGCAGAUCCUCAUGGAGCAGGUGGCAUCUGAGGGCAGCGGGCUCCUGCUGCACCUCCUCUACCAGCAUCUCCUCUUCGACUUCCGCAUCUGGAGCAACAGCGACUUCGCCGUCCGCUUAGGUCAUAUCCAGUAUCUGGCCAACGUUGUCAAGGACCACAAGCAGCGCAUCUGCAAGAAGUAUGGGGUGCAGUACAUCCUCGACUCCAUCCGGACGUACUACGGCACCUCCAGGGAGAAGACCACAGCCAUCGACGACAUCAAGACAGUGCAGAUGUCCCUCUUCAGCUUGGUGAAGGAUUUCUUCUGCAGGAGCUUCUCUGGGGAGGAGAUGCAGAGCUUGCUGAGCUACAUGGCUGGGGCGCAGGAUGAGCAGCAGGUCUGCGGGGCGCUGGAGGUGAUCCACAGCUUGCUGAAGGGCUCGCCUGCCCAGGAGCAGCUCUUCGCCUUCCUCUUUGAGCCGGGCCAUGUGGAGGUCCUCUUCUCGCUGCUGGUGCAGAAGAAGUUCUCAGAUGAAGUGCGGGAGAGGGUCUUCAAGGUCCUCUACAAGAUGCUGAAGUACGAGAAGGUCCCUGAGCGCAGCAAGAACCGCCUGAAGCUGAAGGACAUCGGGUACCAGGGGCUCAUCGCCUGCCUCAGCGACGUCCCCGGCUCCAUGCUGCUCUUCCGCUGCCUCUCGGAGCAGGUCCUCGGGGCAGACCCCCCCAACUACAAGGACCUGGUGGCUGUGGUUUACCUGUCCCACCGGGCCGAGCUGACCGUCCGGCUCGAUAUCUGCCGCAAGGGCGGCACGCUGCCCCCCGCCAGCGGCCCCGGCACCCCCUCGCCCCUGGAGAGCUUCAAGCCCUUCCCGGGGAUGCGAGCACGCAAGAGCUCCAGCCUCUCAAACGUCCUGGAUGAGAGCAGCUACCAGGACGCGCUGCCCAGUGACAACGUUUCCAACACCAGCAACCCCCAGCAAACGCCCGAGGAAGAACUGUGCAACCUCCUGACCAACAUUGUCUUCUCGGUGACCUGGCGUGGGGUGGAGGGCUGGGACGAUGCAGCGUGGAGGGAGCGCGGGCAGGUCUUCUCCGUCCUCACCAAGCUGGGGACAGCGUGCGAGCUGGUGCGGCCCCCUGAUGAGAUCAAGCGCAGCCUGCUGGAGAUGAUGCUGGAGUCGGCGCUGACGGACCUGAAGGAGUCGGGGCCGGCCGCCCUGCCCAGUCCCCACACCGCCCUCAAGCUGCUGCGGCUGCUCCAGGACUUCUUGUUCUCUGAGGGACACAACAACCAGGCCCUGUGGAGCGAGAAGAUCUACGAGGGGGUGAGCAGUCUGCUGGACAAGCUGGGCGUCUGGUACCACCUGGCCAAUGGCACCUCCGACCUCAAGGAGAUGGCCCAGACGGGUCUACGCAUCCUCGUGGGCUACAUCAUGCUGCAGGACCCCCAGCUGCACUCGCUGGCGUACGUGAAGCUGCACAGCCUGCUGCAGACCGCCUCGGCCCCAAAAAAGGACGAGGCUUGCUACCUCCUGGGCAAGCUGGAGACCCCGCUGCGACGCUCGCUGGACGCCAAGUCGGAGACCUUCUCCUGGUUGGUGCCCAUCGUCCGGACGCUCAUGGACCAGUGCUACGAGACCCUGCAGCUGCAGCUCUUCCUGCCCUCGAUGCCCCCCCCCCAGCUCUCCCUGCCCUCGCUGCCCCCCCCCAACGGCAGCCCCACUUUCUAUGAGGACUUCCAGCUCUUCUGCACCACCCCGGAGUGGAGGGGCUUCAUCGAGAAACACGUGCAGCCCACCAUGGCCCAGUUUGAGAUGGACACCUUCGCCAAGAGCCACGACCACAUGUCCAAUUUCUGGAACGCCUGCUACGAUACCAUGAUGAGCAGCUCCCAGCGGCGGGAGCAAGAGAAGGCGGCCAGCCGCAAGAUGUUCCAGGAGCUGGUGCUGGAGCCGGUGGCAAAGCGCUCCAAGGCAGAAAAUGUCCGUCACGCCAACGUGCUCAAGCAGGCCAACAACCACCACAGCACCGUGCUGAAGCAGUGGCGGGGUCUGUGCCGCCUCCUCACCUCGCCCCGCUCCGCCUGGGCUGACCGGAACCCACCAGAAGUUCGCUGGAAGCUGUCGAGCGCCGAGACCUACUCCCGGAUGAGGCUGAAGCUGGUGCCCAACCUGAAUUUUGACCAGCACUUGGAGGCCAGUGCCCUACGGGACAACCUGGGNGCCGCCCCCCCCCACAGCCCCGCCGAGUCCCUCCCGCUUGCCAUGGCCAAGGAAGCCAAGGUGAGCGAGCUGGAGGAUGACCAACUGGCUGAGGAGGACCUCCCUGUCCUGGACAACCAGGCUGAGCCCAAGGAGCAGAACCAGCGGGAGAAGCUGGUGGUCUCGGAGGACUGCGAGCUCAUCACGACAGUGGCCGUCGUCCCCGGCCGCCUGGAGGUGACGACCCAGCACGUCUACUUCUACGACGGCAGCAGCGAGAAGGAGGAGACAGAGGGAGGGAUCGGCUAUGACUUCAAACGCCCCUUGUCCCACCUGCGCGAGGUCCACCUGCGCCGCUACAACCUGCGCCGCUCCGCACUCGAGCUCUUCUUCAUCGACCAGGCCAACUACUUCCUCAACUUCAAAAAAAAGGUGAGAAACAAGGUGUACUCCUGCAUCCUCGGCCUGCGUCCCCCCAGCCAGAUCUACUUCGGCAGCCGGUCGCCCCAGGAGCUGCUGAAAGCCUCAGGGCUCACCCAGGGAUGGCUGUGGGAUGAGGUUGGUCAUGGGACCAGGGACAGCCACGGGACCAAGGACGGCCGUGGGACCAGGGAUGGCUGUGGGAUGAGGUACGAGAGCUUCGAGGACCCCACGGGCACCGUGGACAAGUUCCACUACGGCACGCACUACUCCAACGCGGCGGGCGUCAUGCACUACCUGAUCCGCACCGAGCCCUUCACCACCCUCCACAUCCAGCUGCAGAGCGGCAGGUUCGACUGCUCAGACCGGCAGGUCCAUUCGGUGCCGGCAGCGUGGCAAGCCCGCAUGGAGAACCCCGUGGACGUCAAGGAGCUCAUCCCCGAGUUCUUCUACUUCCCCGAGUUCCUGGAGAACCAGAAUGGCUUCGACCUGGGCUGCCUGCAGCUCUCCAACGAGAAGGUGGGCGACGUGGUGCUGCCCCGGUGGGCGCGCUCCCGCGAGGACUUCAUCUACCAGCACCGAAAAGCCUUGGGCAUCAGCGAUGGGGUGGCCCUGGUGCAAGCCGUGGUCCCCAAGAACCAGGCGCAUUCCUUCAUCACUCAGGGAUCACCCGACGUCCUGGUCACCGUGAGUGCCAACGGCUUGUUGGGGACCCACAACUGGUUGCCCUAUGACAAGAACAUCUCCAACUACUUCAGCUUCACCAAAGACCCCACCGUCUCCAACGCAAAGACCCAGCGCUUCCUGCAGGGCCCCUUCGCCCCUGGCGCGGACCUGUGCUCCCGCACGCUGGCCGUGUCCCCCGACGGGAAGCUGCUCUUCAGCGGGGGACAUUGGGACAACAGCCUCCGCGUCACCUCGCUGGCUAAAGGGAAGGUCGUUGGGCACAUCACCCGGCACAUAGAUGUUGUCACCUGCCUGGCGCUCGACCUCUGCGGCAUCUACCUCAUUUCUGGGUCCCGGGACACCACCUGCAUGGUGUGGCAGGUCCUACAGCAGGGUGGGUUUUCCAGCGGCUUGGCUCCCAAACCCGUCCAGGUCCUGUACGGCCACGAUGCCGAGGUGACGUGCGUGGCCAUCAGCACCGAGCUGGACAUGGCGGUGUCGGGCGCCGUGGGGCCGGAGGGGCAGGUGGUCGCCCAGACCGCCGUGGGUCAACGAGCCUGCUUGAAGGACAGGUUUGCGCUGCACCUCUACUCGGUGAACGGGAAGCACCUCUCCUCCGUCCCACUGGACGAGGAGGUGACGGCCAUGUGCCUGACGGAGGAGUUCGUGGUGCUGGGGACCAUGCAGUGCGGGCUGGAGAUCCGUGACCUCCAGAGCCUCAGGGCGGCCGUGCCCCCCGUGCCCAUGCGGGUGCCCGUCCACAGCGUGUCCGUCACCAAGGAGAAGAGCCACAUCUUGGUGGGGUUGGAGGACGGCAAG
Pygoscelis adeliae (Adelie penguin) is the source of this 5172-nucleotide messenger RNA. RefSeq names its product neurobeachin-like 2 (gene NBEAL2). Gene Ontology annotation, molecular function: protein kinase binding. Lineage: Eukaryota; Metazoa; Chordata; Aves; Sphenisciformes; Spheniscidae. Gene Ontology annotation, cellular component: cytosol; membrane. The record is from RefSeq and is a predicted model, not a curated record. The annotation marks the transcript as partial. The transcript has 40 exons. Gene Ontology annotation, biological process: intracellular protein localization.